Messenger RNA from Entrophospora sp. SA101, 1443 nucleotides. NCBI's taxonomy places the organism in Eukaryota, Fungi, Glomeromycota, Glomeromycetes, Entrophosporales, Entrophosporaceae. The record is from the annotation of a GenBank genome assembly.
AUGAGAUGUAAGUGUGGUAAAGAUGUUCGUUUGGAUAAGAAAUGGGAUCCUGAUUUGUUUGAAAGACAUAAUAAAGGCGGUGGCUGUAAAUAUAAUAAUGGUUUAUUAGGAAUUACCAAUUUUUUUAAAGAAAAUGAUAGUAAAACAAACAAAAGAAAAAUUUAUGAAGGGUUAACUGAUGAAGAAACAAGGAAUUAUCUUAAAUGUAUUGGUUUAAUAACAUCUUUUGGUGGUGCACCUCAUGUAGAAUUAGUUGCAAAAGAAACGUUUCCCAGAAAAUUUAACAAAAAAUUCACUUGGAAUUGUUUAAAUAAAUCAGAAAAAGAUAUUUUAAAUAAUGCUUUGCAUGAAAAAGCAUUGUGGAUAAAUGAUAGUAAUACAUUUUGUGUUAGAAGCAAUGAUUGUUCUAAAUAUAUUGAUAAUUGUUUAAAAAAAAUUACCUGCAAACCUUGUCUUGAUUUGAAAAAAAAUCAUGAAUUUCAAAAUGCACUUGCAAAAAAAAUUCCCAAUGAUCAAAAUAGAAAAUUUAUUCCAAAAAUUCUUUAUCAAAAUAAUUCUCUUUUUAAGUACUGCAAUAACACCAAUAUAUUAACUUUGUGGAGUUAUCUUAAUAAGCCUGAAGAUAAUACAAAGAAUUUUUGGAACAUUUGGCUACUUUGGGAAACAAUGAUUUCUACAAGAAUCUCAGAAGGAAAGUCACUACAAAAUAUAAAAUAUCCUUCCCAAUUUACAAUUUUUUUAGCAAUAUUAUCAAGUACUAGUCCACAAGCAUAUCAUUUGUUUCAAGAAAAUCUUGCAGAAAGACUUCUUAGAACAAAUUCAGAUUUAUCAUUAAAUGAUCCCAGAAUAUGUCAUGAAAAUAUGCGCAAUUUUAAACAAUUUCUUGAUGAUGAUGAUAUUAGAAGUAUUUCAGAUAAUAUGGUUUUGGUUAAUAAUCAUUUUGUUGGAAAUAAUUUAUCAGAAGAUAUAUUAUUGAAGGAUAUAGAAAUAACUAAUAAUGAUGGACAUGUUAAUUUUUCAGCUUUAAUAGAAUAUUGUACUCAAAACAAAGCAUACACUUCUAAAAAUAUUUUAGUGUCACAAGUAGUUAACAAUCUCAAUAGUAAUGACAAUCAACCAAAAUCAUGUUUAAUAAGAUGGGGAAUUAGAAAGAGAUUAGACAAUAUAAAUCAAAUAACUCAAGAUAUUGGAUUGAAGCAACUAAAUUUAAAUAGUUCUGAAUCACCUUCUAUACCAGCUAUCACCAUUGCAAAUAUCUCAUCAAUAUAUCCAGCAAUUAAAGGAGGAUUUGCCUUUGCACUAAUUAAUUCUAAAAUCCAUCUUGUCCAAUUUCUAGCAUUAUAUUAUCACUCAACUACAGGAAAUUAUCAUUCUUAUGCAAAAGAACCAAUAACUGAUGUUGAUAUUAUUUCAAAUGUUUCCUGUAAAUCAAGUUUCAAUUAG